AUGGAAGAGCCUAGGCCAAAUCGCAGAGAAUUAAAACUUGUUGUUUGGGUUCAGUCGUUUUUCAAUUUGCGAGAUGCUGGUCCAAAAUCAUGGUGGCAAGUGCAAGUGGUACAGGAAGGGGGAGAGAAAGGGAAAGAGGGCCAAGAGAGGCCAACAAUGAGACAAAAUCCGGAAGAGCUGGUGGCGUCUGAGGGGGUGACGCUCAGCCAGGGCGCUGCGGCGGCCUGCGGCCGAGCCGCUAGGGAGAGCGGCGACCCUCCUCUGGCGAAUCCAGCCGUGAAGCCCCUCCCUGCCCCCCCCGCUGGUGGAGGUGACGGCGGGGCCCUCCUGUCGCGGAUCUGCUGCGAGGAUAUCGAUCUCGAGCAGGUCUGCCUUGGUCUUUUUGAUGCAGAUGCCUUCCUAUGCGCCCCUGCUAUUGUGUGGCUGCAGCAAAAAAUGCCAAACAAGACAGCUGCAACUAAGAAGGCUGCAAUUCGGGCUUCAAAACUUUUCAUAUUGGGUGUGAUUUUGCAAGGAGGAUACAUUCAUGGACGAUACAAACUAACUUAUGGUGUCGAUUUGGAUCAUAUUCGAUGGCUAGGUGUGCUGCAGAGGAUAGCUAUUGGAUACUUUGUAGCAGCAAUGUCAGAGAUUUGGCUUGUCAACAAUAAUUUGGUCGAUUCACCUAUAUCAUUUGUGAAGAAAUACUUCAUGGAGUGUUCAAUUACUUAUUCUAGCCCCGUUUUGUUCAUAGGUGGUGGAAGCGGCCAUGAACCUGCCCAUGCUGGAUUUGUUGGGCCAGGGAUGUUGACCGCUGCUGUUUCUGGAGAUGUUUUCGCUUCUCCACCUGUUGAUUCUAUUUUAGCUGCUAUUCGAGCUGUAACUGGUCCCCUGGGGUGCCUUCUAAUAGUAAAUAACUACACUGGUGAUAGACUGAAUUUUGGAUUAGCUGCUGAGCUGGCAAAAUCUGAAGGCUAUAAGAUGGAGAUGGUCAUUGUUGGAGAUGAUUGUGCCCUUCCCCCACCUAGAGGGAUAGCUGGUAGAAGAGGUUUAGCUGGAACAAUUCGUGUGCAUAAGGUUGCUGGGGCUGCAGCAGAUGCUGGUUUAUCUCUUGCAGUGGUUGCUGCAGAAGCAAAGCAUGCAUCUGAGGUUGUUGGUACGAUGGGAGUUGCACUUUCUGUUUGCACAUUGCCUGGGCAAGUAACUUCUGAUCGUUUGGGUCCAAGGCAAAUGGAGCUUGGCCUUGGAAUCCACGGGGAAAAAUAUUUUAAGCUCUAUCAGAACCUUUCAAUUAUGAAUCAAUUUUCUAAACUUAGUGUUGAUCACUUGACUGUAGGAAACCGUCCACUAGCAAAGUUUCCUGUUCCUCUACCACCAUCACCUUCAAUUAAGGAUGACGAGAUUUUUGCUCCAUCUCAGGAGCUGAGCAAGCAAGGGUGUAUCCUGGAGGCUGCUAUUGAAGCAAGUGCUACUGCAAUUAUCAAUCUCAAGGAUAGCCUAAAUGAAUGGGACAGUAAAGUGGGCGAUGGUGACUGUGGAACCACAAUGUGUAGAGGUGCAACAGCUAUUCUUGAAGAUAUGAAAAAGCUUACCCUAUGGAUGAUGCAAGCUGGAACAAUAAAUGAAAUUGGGGCAACAAUCCGAAGGGUGAUGGGUGGAACAAGUGGAAUCUUGUAUGAUAAUUUGUGCUUUUCAAAGGAUGUUCUUAUUGUCUCUAGAGGAAAUAGAUGA
This is a messenger RNA of Miscanthus lutarioriparius, 1710 nucleotides long. Lineage: Eukaryota; Viridiplantae; Streptophyta; Magnoliopsida; Poales; Poaceae. The record is from the annotation of a GenBank genome assembly.